CAACUUUCUAUUUCCGCUUCCGGCGCUGCGGGGGAACCCAGGUUGAAGAUGGCCGCGGCAGCUGGAUCUCGGGUUUCUGGCCUGUUGGGUAGUUCCCGGCUGCAGCUGAGUCGGUCUAUGUCCAGUGGCGCCCACGGCGAAGAGGGCUCAGCUCGCAUGUGGAAGGCCCUCACCUACUUUGUGGCGCUCCCCGGGGUGGGAGUGAGCAUGCUGAAUGUCUUCCUGAAGUCGCACCACGGAGAGGAGGAGAGACCCGAGUUCGUGGCCUACCCGCAUCUCCGCAUCAGGUCCAAGCCCUUUCCCUGGGGAGAUGGUAACCAUACCCUAUUCCAUAACCCUCAUGUGAAUCCGCUUCCAACUGGCUAUGAAGACGAAUAAAGAGAACCUGGACCACUACCCAGUGGGGACCACAGCACUGGUUUGGACCACUACUCUGCACGCAUGGACCAGAAAAGUACACGGGACCUUAAGCUCACCACCUUGUAUCCAGUGAUGACCAUUACACUUGAGGACCAUUAUACUGAUCUUCCAUCCCUUUGCUUAUAGCAGGAGGAGAUGGCUUAAAUAAAUAAUGUCAUGACCUGA
Messenger RNA from Odocoileus virginianus texanus, 585 nucleotides. RefSeq names its product cytochrome c oxidase subunit 6A1 (gene COX6A1). Gene Ontology annotation, cellular component: mitochondrial inner membrane. Gene Ontology annotation, biological process: mitochondrial electron transport, cytochrome c to oxygen. NCBI's taxonomy places the organism in Eukaryota, Metazoa, Chordata, Mammalia, Artiodactyla, Cervidae. The record is from RefSeq and is a predicted model, not a curated record. Gene Ontology annotation, molecular function: enzyme regulator activity.